This is a messenger RNA of Ochlerotatus camptorhynchus, 4669 nucleotides long. RefSeq names its product GTPase-activating protein skywalker (gene sky). The record is from RefSeq and is a predicted model, not a curated record. NCBI's taxonomy places the organism in Eukaryota, Metazoa, Arthropoda, Insecta, Diptera, Culicidae. Bases 1768 to 3537 code for a protein of 589 amino acids. Gene Ontology annotation, biological process: response to oxidative stress. The transcript has 12 exons. Gene Ontology annotation, cellular component: nucleus.
CCAACUCCUUCUCGUCGUCAUUUAAUGCCAAACUUUGCAUGAAUUCGGUUCGCGUUAGUCCCGCUACAGAGUAGAAGUAGUGUUACUUUUUUCCUUACCUGCGGAAAUCCUCACGGAACGCGUGAGACAGCACGGCGGAAGUGGUUCGAUUGAUCCCCGAGUAGUUGGGAAUAGGCAGUGAAAAAAUAUUUCGACUGCGACGGCGGUGGCAGCCGGGGCAACGAUGUCCUGUGGCGAAUAGUGGUCUUUUUUUUCUGUGGCUGAUUAUACCCUCUAAUGCUGUUACUGUGUACAUUUACGGUGUGUGGUGCUCUUGAUAAUAUCGUUCCAUUUUUGGUUCAUUGCUAAUUUUUUUUUUUCUUUGGCUGCGACUAGCCUUUGGCACCCUUUUAUCAAAUCGAGGCAGAAGAGUGAUUGCGAUUAAUUGUUUUCGAUUGGAGUGCUGGGGAUGCAAAUCUAGAAGAAAGCGACAAUCAGUAAAUUCCGAUGCACCAGCUGAAGAAGAACCUAGCUGUUGGCAGAGUGGUAUUUUUUGUGCAAAGCUAAAAUCGGGACAGAAGAAAGAAACUAGCAGGAAUUCGAAGAAGUCGGAAAUAAUUAUUUUCGAUAACGGAGCACUCGUGAUUAUCAUCGGUGGUAUCCGCAACUAGCACAGAACUAGCUGCCGUAGCAGCUGCAGAGCCAAUAGACAGGAGAAAUAACACCUAGACGGAGGAGGAAACAUUUAUGAUUGGUGCUGGAGCUUACAACAUGCUUUUUGAAGAUCUCACAUAAGCGCAUCGAUCGAAGGACAAUGCAUGCAUUCAGAGUACGCCCCGGGGUACUAGUGUCCCCAUAGACUGACUGCGACAGCAACCAACGAGCAAGCGAGCGAAAAGCCAUUCAGCGAUCCAUUUGAGAUUAGUUUUUUCGGAAGCAAAUCGACAACGCAAAGAAAAGCAAAAUAUAUAGUGAGAUUACCUUAGUAUCUCGCUUACGCGAGUGUGUGUGUGUGUGUAGUAAGAUAAGCAACCAAGAGAGCGCUCAAGUCUAGUCAUUUCAUUCUUGCAUGUUCGCUGUUACUCGCUGUGAUAUCCCCAACAGAAAUCCAUACUCCAAAUCAGCUGCUCUCUAUCAACCCUCCAUUCCGGUGAAUCCCUCAAAGUCGUCUAUCGCAUCGACAACGUUUCCUCAAUUUUGCUUCAGUGGUGGUGAAGCUGUGUGUGCACCUUCAAAGCCCUCCUCUACACGACACCUGACUUGUUCCUAACUCUGUCAAGUGUUUAUACCGGGCUCGCAUGUUCAAAUCUCAGCAGCGCGGUACCGACAAUUAGUCCGGCGAUUAUUUGUAUUUUUUCGGGCCUUGUAUCGAUGGAAGAGAAUGCAAUCGGGGUUCGCGUGCGGUUCGAUAUAUUGCUGAUGAAUAAAAAAUAAUCAAGCAACAGAUAGUGACGAGCAAGGCAAAGCAGAAGAGCGAUUUGUGGUUGGUUAUCAGACCCCGUUUCGCACCGAAACUGGUUCAUAUUUUUUCGCGGAAAGUGUUCAAGAUCCGGUGGCCACAAAGGGUGAAAGGAGUUCGUUGUUGGCGGAAUUCAUCGCAAAAGUGUGUUCAAGAAGCUUUCGAUACGUAACUGAACCGAAGCUCUCCAACAACACCUCGUGACUGGAGGUUCUUAAGAAGAAAAACAAAGCAAAAAGUAUUACCUUUAGAGUUUAGUGAAAGAAGCAGCUCGAGGGGGAGUUUAUCCUUAAGUGUGAACCGUGAGAAGAGAAUCCAACCGAUCCACAAUGCCGGUGAAUGCCAUCGGAACCGAUCAGCUGAGCGGUAUCGAGGAAGAAUCGGACAUCUAUGAAGCAUUCGCACCGCACGUGGACACAGCCAACAUCUCGGUGUUGACCGACACCCCACCAGGGAAGAAACCAAACCUAAAAACAUUUCAAGAUGUGCAAUCACUCAUACAGCAGGGUAAGAAACGUGAAGCCAAACUAGUGCUAAGGGAAAAUUCGUGGCCCACAAAUUCGCCGAUCCGAUCGCAGCUAUGGCCGGCGCUCUGCACUCAGCACCACGUCGGCAAAACGAUGCUGGAUGGCUUCUACUGGGAUAUGGUGAAUCAGGUCUUUGGCACGACAGAACUACCCGAGAAACCCAUCAUGCUACCGCCCUUCGUCGAUUCCACCCACUGUCUACCAUAUCACUUAACGCGGAAAGGUCGGGCGGUGGCAGAUCGGGUUGUCAGUGUUCUCGGCUACGCGUGCCCCGACAUCACCUACAGUCCCACGCUGUAUCCCAUAACAGCUAUUCUGCUACAUUUUAUGUCCGAGGAAGAAUGCUACCACUGUAUGGCGAGUUUGGUGGCACCCAAGGAAAAAGUGUUUAUCACACAGACAAAACUACUGUACGAAGUCACCUGGAAGACUGUGAUGCAAAUUGCCAAAAAACAUGCGAAAUCCGCAGUACUGUAUUUAACGAGAUUAUGUCCGGGCCAGAAGUCGGAGCGCAUCUUCAUGGACUGGUGUUGGUGGAUCCUCGGUGGGCUUCCGUUUCCGCACCUGGUGCGGGUGAUGGACUGCUUCUUCCACGAGGGCAUCAAGGUGUUCUACCGGGUGUCCCUCGCCAUCCUCAUUCUCUUUCACAAACACUCGACCGCCACCAAUUCCGAGUGGGACGCCGACACGAUCAAGAACGACAUCGACAACGCGCUACCCAAGUUCUGCAAAAACAUCCCGGUCUCUCCGACCAAGCUCCUGCGGACAGCUUUUAGUAUAAGAGCACUUAGUUCAACCUACAUAUCUAGGAUUUUUCUAAAGACUGAAAUGGUACUAAAGAGUAAGUCAGUUCUUAGUGGUUCAAAGCAGAUGGUAAGAUCACGUUCUAGCGAUAAUUUACCAACGAGUCAAUCCCAAGUCAACGUACAAAUGAUGUCACAUACACUAACCAUUAGAGAGGGUGCCCAUUCUCCGGAUGUCAGAGUUUUAUCGAUGGGAGUUUUCCCGACUCAAUCAAUAAAGAGUAAAGUUUGUGAUCAGGAUGACCUUUUUACGCUUUGGUCCUGGCUGCCAGUUAGAAUAACAAUGUACCAACCUGUACUGCUCUACACAACGGAGGAGCACGGUUGCUCACUGACGACAUUCUACGUACGAGUCGAACAGCACGAACCCACAUUGCUGAUGAUCAAAACCUGCAAUAAUGAGGUGUUUGGUGCCUACUGUUCGUCACGGUGGUACGAGCGUAACGUGAGGAACGACCGCGGCCAGCGGCAAGCGUACUUUGGUACCGGCGAAACGUUCCUGUUCUCUCUCUAUCCGGAGCGCGCAAAGUAUCCCUGGGUCGGCAUCGAGGGUGACAAGGGCCUGGGCCACGCGUCAGAACUGUUUAUGGCCGCCGAUUCCAAGAUGAUCACGAUCGGGGGAGGUCAAGGACAAGCAAUCUGGAUGGACGAAAACAUUCGCUUCGGCAAGACGGACCGCUGCCAGACAUUCAACAAUCCGCCGCUCUGUGCCUCUGGCGAUUUUGAAAUACGAGUGCUCGAAGUGUACGGUUUUGUAGAGUGUGAAUAACGAUUGAGAGCUAGUAAGAUGAGAUGAGUUGCAUAACUAGACGUAUUAAGGCACUAUUUUAAGGGAUGUUUAUUUUGUUUCGUUUUUUGAAAUGAGAUGAGAACAAGUUGCAGCGUAUGUAAAGGUAACCAAAAAAAAAACACGCUUCAAUUAAAAGCCGAAUCCUUAAGUUAACUAAUCCCAAGCUCGCGCGCGUGUGCGCCUUCGUGUUUCCUCCUCCCCUGGUAGAAAUGAUGGAACUUUUCAUCACCACCACCGUAGGGAAAUGUUUAAUCAUUUGUCGUGUGUUGUUGUUACAUUCGAUGUGCGUUUUUUCUCUCUCUCGGGAAAUGUGUAUAACAGUCAUACAACGAACUCUUUAACACAUCUUAAUUCUUCUUUCGUUGCAUCUUUCUAUAACAUUGUUAUUCGUAACCGUUGCAGCAGUUGUUGAUCGACGCAAAUUUCCCCGUUCUCAAAUUGUUUGCUUUUUGUUGUUCUCUGCACCUAUACCUACCAACCUUAGAAGAGAGGGGUGGUAAAACAUUCCAACGAUCGCUAUAUCGAUCAACCAGUAACAGGGGGCGGGACGGAAGCUUAUAAAGAAAAAUUGAACCACUGAUUCUAGUCCAUCGCGCGCUGUCCUCAUCUUUUCCUUUGCCUUCUUAUUUUUUUGCGACACAAGUAUGUGUGUUUUGUAGAAUAAUCCGCGCUAAGCUUAGAACAACGAAAUCAAAUCAAUGAACUUAGUUUUAUGAUCCGUGUUGAUGUAGUUUUCGUGUUGUGUAUAAACAAACAUUUAUGUAAGCAUGUUUAUGAACUGGUAAAGGGGUCCAGUUCGGUGUUAGGCAUAGUUGGUGGAAACGGGAGAAGAACAGUGGAACUUUUUCCCGUAGGUGUAGAACUGGUUUAACAAUGCAUUACACGUAGAGCUGCACUCCUUGUACUCGUCCUUUAGAUUGUAAAAUAGAGUGAUCGUGAAGUUUUGUGAUCCCCCUUCCUAUUGGUUGAGAUGAAUUAUAACACACCCUUUGGCAUAGAGUAUGAAUGUAUUUGCCACAUAAUUAUACUAUUCCAGAAAUGGUACAGGCAUCGAAUCAAUUAAUAACUGUAGAAGUGCAUGUAGAACACUAAGGUCGCUGCCAUAGUGAGA